AUGCCCAAAGUCAGCGACAUUCUCUACUAUCUGAUCCAUGUUCAGGAGCUGCGCUCCAUAAUCCAAUGGAAGGUCUGGCACAACCCUGUGCACGAAAGAGACGAGUCUAAAGAGUCCGAGGCGACCAAAAUUUGUUUUCAAUAUUUGGACAAGACCAGUCGCAGUUUCAGCGUCGUCAUUCAAGAAUUACAUCCUGAGCUUCUGAUGCCCGUCUGUCUUUUCUACCUGGUUCUCCGAGGCUUAGAUACUGUCGAAGAUGAUACGUCCAUCCCGGCUAAGACGAAGGAGCCAGUCCUACGAAAGUUCAACGAAAAUCUCGAGGUCGAUGGCUGGCAUUUCGACCAAAACCGACCAGAAGAGAAGGAUCGCGACUUGCUAGUCAACUUUAGAUACGUUAUUGAAGAGUUCCAAAAGGUGAAGCCUGCGUACAAAGCUAUCAUCAAGGACAUCACCCGAAAGAUGGGCAAUGGCAUGGCAGAUUUCUGUUUGAAUGCCGAGUUCAAUGAACUGGGAGUCAACACGGUGGAGGACUAUAACCUCUACUGCUUCUAUGUCGCAGGAUUGGUGGGUGAGGGACUGACCAGGAUGUUUGUGGAAAGCAAGUUCGGCAAUCCAGCUCUCUUGGACAGACCUCAUCUCCACGAGUCCAUGGGGUUGUUCUUGCAGAAGACGAACAUCAUUCGAGAUGUGCGAGAAGACUUUGACGACAACCGCAAGUUCUGGCCAAAGGAGAUCUGGUCAAGACACGUUGACCGAUUCGAAGAUCUUUUCAAGCCAGAAAACAAGGAGAGGGCCCUGAAUUGUCAGACGGACAUGGUUCUCAACGCACUUGAACACGCCGACGAAUGUCUCUUCUACCUGGCGGGCCUGAGAGAACAGAGUGUGUUCAAUUUCUGUGCCAUCCCACAAUCCAUGGCCAUCGCCACUUUGGACCUCUGUUUCCGGAACUACGCCAUGUUUGAACGAAACAUCAAGAUCUCCAAGGGCCAAGCAUGUCAACUCAUGAUGGAAUCGACCCAGAAUCUGCAACUGGUGUGUGAAGUGUUCCGGCGACACGUGCAUUCAAUUCGCAAGAAGAAUCGCCCACAAGAUCCCAAUUUCCUGAAGAUCAGCCUUGCAUGCGGUAAAGUGGAACGGUUCAUUGAAUCUCUCUUCCCGUCGCAAAAUGUGGAGGAAAAACUUGCCAAAGCCAGGGCUGAGGAAGCUCGCGCAAAGGCUGCGACAGAGUCUGCCGACAAGAAGGAUACGCUCAUAUUGUUUGGUGCUGUGUUUUCGAUGUUGCUUGUCAUCACAGCUUCUAUGGUAUUCGUUGCCUGGCUCAUGGGUGCACGAUUUGACAUGGCAUUCGAAGAACUCAAGAAGUCCUGGGGCCAGAUCUCCGGUGGAGGCAUCCUCCGGGGCCUGGGUCAGAAUCGGGCCAUCAAUGCUACCGAUACCGAUUCCGGUCAUACUGAACUCUGA
Messenger RNA from Rhinocladiella mackenziei CBS 650.93, 1461 nucleotides. Its product is annotated as farnesyl-diphosphate farnesyltransferase. Gene Ontology annotation, molecular function: squalene synthase [NAD(P)H] activity. Bases 1 to 1461 code for a protein of 486 amino acids. The record is from RefSeq and is a predicted model, not a curated record. The transcript has 3 exons. NCBI's taxonomy places the organism in Eukaryota, Fungi, Ascomycota, Eurotiomycetes, Chaetothyriales, Herpotrichiellaceae. Gene Ontology annotation, biological process: ergosterol biosynthetic process; farnesyl diphosphate metabolic process. Gene Ontology annotation, cellular component: endoplasmic reticulum membrane.